AUGGCAUCAUCAGUUACGCCAAUCGAGAAAUCCGAGGAAGAAUGGAGAGCCGUUCUUUCCCCCGAGCAGUUUCGCAUCCUCCGCCAGAAAGGAACUGAAUUGAAGGGAACGGGAGAGUAUAACAAGUUUUAUGAAGAAGGGGUUUAUAAUUGUGCUGGCUGUGGAACACCGCUUUAUAAGUCUACUACCAAGUUUGAUUCUGGCUGUGGUUGGCCAGCUUUCUUUGAGGGUUUUCCUGGAGCCAUCAAUCGCUUCCCUGAUCCAGAUGGGAGGAGGACUGAGAUAACAUGUGCAGCAUGUGGGGGGCAUUUGGGUCAUGUAUUCAAAGGAGAAGGGUUCAAAGUUCCAACUGAUGAACGUCAUUGUGUCAAUAGUGUUUCUGUCAAAUUCAUUCCUGGAAAUGCUGCUGCUUCCAUAUGA
Molecule: messenger RNA, 420 nt
Organism: Lathyrus sativus (Indian pea)
Lineage: Eukaryota; Viridiplantae; Streptophyta; Magnoliopsida; Fabales; Fabaceae
Source: the annotation of a GenBank genome assembly